Molecule: messenger RNA, 1461 nt
Organism: Meyerozyma guilliermondii ATCC 6260
Lineage: Eukaryota; Fungi; Ascomycota; Pichiomycetes; Serinales; Debaryomycetaceae
Gene: QDR1
Product: multidrug transporter
Exons: 1
Coding region: 1-1461 (486 amino acids)
Biological process (GO): transmembrane transport
Cellular component (GO): membrane
Molecular function (GO): transmembrane transporter activity
Source: RefSeq, a predicted model, not a curated record
AUGAAUUCUGAUACAAAGGAGCAUGUUGUUCCGUACUCCAUAUUCGAACAUUACGACAGACUUGUGCUUUCUAUAGUGCUUUCCCUAAUCGGCGUGUGGAGUUCUAUAUCGGGUACGAUUCACGUACCUGCGCUUCCCACUUUGGAAAAAUAUUUUGGUGUUAGCUCCUCGGAAAUCAAUAUCUCGGUGGUGACAUACUCGAUUUUCCAAGGUAUAACUCCUUCAUUCACACUGACAUUUGCAGAUGCCUUUGGUCGACGGCCGGUUAUCUUAUUAUCUAUUAUUUGCUACACUGCAGUUUGUAUUGCAAUCUCGCAAAUUAAAGCUUUUUGGCUUCUUUUGUUCCUUCGAUGUCUUCAGGCAGCUAGCAUUGCACCAGUAAUAGCCAUUAAUCUGGGAAUUGCUGGAGAUAUUUGCACACCAGCAAACCGAGGAGGAUUUGUGGGAGUUGUCAGUGGCACACUUUUGGUCGGAAAUGGGUUUGGUGGACUCAUUGGUUCGGCUUUGUUACAAAGAUUUGGUUGGAGAGGAAUAUUUGAAUUCUUGGCUAUUGGUAGUGGGGUAACUUUUGUGCUUGCAUUUUUUAUUUUGCCUGAAACUCAUCGUUCCGUAGCUGGAAAUGGUCUGAUCACUCCCAAACACUUUGUGCAUCGUCUGCCGUAUAUCAAAUUACCACAUUUCCAAAAAAAAAUGGACCAAGAUAUGUCUACAUUAAGACCAAAAGUCCCAUUAAAUUUUUUGGAUCCGUUCAAGAUUCUUAUAGACAAACAGGUGCUUUCUGUUUUGGUGCCAGUGGGACUCCAGUACGCUAGUUGGUUCAUGGCAUUGACAUCCAUAUCGUCUAUGGAAAAGGCUCCUUACAAUUACUCCAUUAUUCAUGUGGGUUUGGUCUAUCUUCCUCAAGGUAUCUUCUGCUUAAUUGGUCCAUUCUUGACCGGUUACCUACUCAAUGCCUACUACAGAAGGUGCCAUGCCCAAUACGAAAAAAAAUACGGCUCACUUCCCAAAAGUGAACGUCCUCCAUUCAAUAUUUAUAUGACAAGAUUAGCCAUCUGUCUUCCCUUAGCAUUAUUAAUCAUCGUGGGCUUGCUUAUCUUUGGCUGGUGUCUUCAUUUCCACAUGAACGUUGCAUCUAUCAUCAUUUCAAGUAUUUUGAUCUCAUUUGCAGCUGCAUCUUUUCAAUCUGCUGCUACAACUUUAUUGGUGGAUUUAUACCCUGGAAAAGGUUCCACACUGACAAGUUGCAUGAACUUGGUUCGUUGUCUUCUUGGAGCAUUAUUCGUCGGUGUUCUUGAUAAAAUGACCAAAUCCAUGGGUUUGGGCGGAUGCUACACAUUUAUGGCAGCACUUUGUCUUUUAUCAAAUGUACUGCUCGUCUACAUGGCUAUGACAAUUUCCAAGGAAUUGAAACAUUCACCAACACAAACACCACACCUGACCGAUAGCGAGUCCACAGCAUAA